Cimex lectularius (bed bug) is the source of this 4112-nucleotide messenger RNA. It is a transcript of the gene wwk, whose product is annotated as anoctamin-8. The record is from RefSeq and is a predicted model, not a curated record. The transcript has 18 exons. Gene Ontology annotation, cellular component: plasma membrane. NCBI's taxonomy places the organism in Eukaryota, Metazoa, Arthropoda, Insecta, Hemiptera, Cimicidae. Gene Ontology annotation, molecular function: chloride channel activity. Bases 93 to 2951 code for a protein of 952 amino acids. Gene Ontology annotation, biological process: chloride transmembrane transport.
AACAAUAACCUAUUCAGAUCCGUUUGUCGUCGUUAAUUGUCGCAAGUGAAAAUCGUCUUGGGGCGAAAGCGUUACGCGGCGCGGGUGCGGAAAUGGCUGAGGAAGCGCUUGACAAAAGCGAAUUUUUACUCGAAGAAGCCGCCGAGAGCGAAAUCUCAUCUCUCAGAAACAGAAAAGUCAUCGACUGUGCUAAAGAAACAUUGGAAAAUGCAUCAAAACUUCUCAGAAGAAAGAUUCCAUGUACUGGCCAUUUUAUGACACCGAGAAAGUUAUGGAUACAAACAGUACCAACAAGAGAAUGUGAUGUUGUUAUUAUGUUUCCAAAUGGUGCUCAAGAUAACACGUUGAUGUGGCUUCUGUCUCGACUUCGUGCUGGUACUCCAGGCCUGGUUGUACAUGUCAGACAUCAUGCUUCUUCUCAUAGUUAUGGAUUUUACCUGACAGCUCCUUUCAAUGUGCUUUUAAAAGCAGCUGAAGAAGUGCACCUGCCUAAAAGUUUGAAAUCAGGCCAUGGUGGUGGUUUGAAAGAAUUUGUCCAAGCUGAGGCAGAUUAUUUCGAAGGCAUCGAAGAUAGUGAAACAUUUUUUUCUACUCAAGAAAGACAGUAUUUGGUUUUACAUCUACUUCAAACCCUGAGGGCGUCUGAUGGUGAUACUCUAUCCGGUCUGAAACUUAUCGAUGGCCAGCCAAUAAUUCCAAAAUGUGAAUCAGCCGGUAUCAUAUCUCAAGUGUUUCCUCUUCAUGAUCUCGAUGUUUUAAAACAAUUGCAAAACAAUUGGGUCCGAGCUUUUUUUAAUAAACAACCCUUGGAUUGCAUCAGUAAUUACUUUGGUGUUAAAAUUGCAAUGUAUUUUGCAUGGUUAGGGUACUACACAGCUGCACUUAUCGUGCCUGCUGUGGUUGGUUGUGCAUUUUCUAUUGGAUAUGGAAAGUGUGACCAGGCUACGGAAGACAUAGGCUUUGUUGUGUUCUCAUUUUUUAAUGUUUUAUGGUUUAGUGUAUAUUUGGAAGCGUGGAAACGGUAUUCAGCUGAGCUUGCAUAUAAGUGGGGAACAUUAGAUCAGAGGGAUGAACUGCUUGUUGAACCACGGCCAUUAUUUUCGGGCACUUUAGAAAUUAGUCCUGUCACUGGGAGAUUGGAACCAUUUUAUCCACCAUGGAAACGCUACAUGUUCCGUUAUUUUGUUUCAAUACCAAUAAUCGGUUUGUGUCUCAUCAUUGUGUUUGUAAUAAUGAUGCUUAAUUUAAAACUUCAAGAUUGGUGGGACCGUCAAAUUGAGGAUAGAGGAUAUGCAUUUUGUCUUAGUUAUUUACCAAAAAUAAUGCUAGCGAUUGGCAUUACUCUUCUUGAUGAGGCAUACUACAAAGUUGCUUGCUGGCUCAAUGAUAAAGAAAACUACCGGCUUGAAACCAAGUAUGAAAAUCACCUCAUCGUUAAAGUCGCAUUGUUCCAGUUUGUCAACUCAUUUUUAUCAUUGUUCUACAUCGCAUUCUACUUACAAGAUCAAGAAAAGCUUAAAGAACAAUUAGCCGCACUUUUGAUUGCCCGCCAAGUCAUCGGAAAUUUGAAAGAGUCAGCUCUGCCGUACUUCAUGGAACAGCUUCGUUUAGCCAAGAUGAGCUUUGAAAUGUUCGGUGCCUUAAGUCCGUCGGACGCUGAAAAGAAUACGGAAAAUCCAACGGGUAAUCGUAACGUGAGCCAAGCUGAAUUAGAAAGUUCACUGUUUAAGUAUGAUGGGACAUUUGCUGAUCAUUUGGAAAUGUUCAUUCAGCUGGGAUAUGUUGUUCUGUUCUCAUCUGCGUUUCCUCUUGCUGCACUAUGUGCUCUUAUUAAUAACUUAGUUGAAAUGCGAAGUGAUGCUUUUAAACUAUGUUUUAUCUUUCAAAGACCAUUUGGAGAACGGGUCCCCAACAUAGGAACUUGGCAGAACGCAAUGGAAGUAAUGGGACUUAUUGCAGUUCUUGUUAAUUGUGCUCUGAUUGGCUUGUCAGGACAGGUUCAAAGAAUGUUUCCUGAAAUGUCGACUACCCAAAAUAUAUUACUAAUCGUCGCUUUAGAGCAUGUGAUGCUUUUGUUACGGCUUAUUGUGAAAGUGGCAAUCCCCGAUUUACCUGAAUGGGUGGCUACUGAAAUGGCCAAAGUUGAAUUUGCUAGACGAGAAGCGAUGAGAAAACUGAGCUCGACCGGCUCUCCUCCUCUUCAACCUACCAAUCAAGAAAAUUCACCUACUUCCGUAAAAUCCAUAGGAAGAUUUGUCGUAUCAGCCACCGCUUCUACAGUUGAAGAAACAUUACCAGAGCCUGAAGAAGUGCAGCCUGAUGUUAAAUCAAUUGAUAGAGAAAUAAGCGAAUCUGAAAGUAGUACACCACAAAAACCUAAACUUUUGCCAUCAAACAUAUGGGAAGGUGAUCCUCCUUCUUACCAUAUGACAGUCGGUCCCCAUAUCGAUUGGGUAGAAAGACUUGGGCUAGAUGUCGGUGUAAGGAAGAGCAGUGAACCGGAUAUGGGAGGAAUUCACCGGAGUACUGCUACAGUCACAUCUCAUAAAGAUGUGUCAUCCGAUUCGGAUCUUUUACGGUCAGUUCAGCCUUGGCCUCCUCAAGCAUUCCAAUUAAAUACUCCAGCGAAGGUACCUGCUGAAGCUGCGGCCAUAGAGGUAGCAUCUGAAGAAGGUGAUUUAGCUGCAAAGAAACUCAAAGUAAAGCAGAGUUUGAUGAAAAGAGCCCGGAGCGUAGCUAUUUUUUCACUCAAGCUUAAAGAAAAGCGAGCCGCCGCUGAGGCGAAGGAGAAAGAAAAAUCAAAAGAAAAAGAAAAACCGUCCGUUGCUAAACCAGAACCUGUGGAACACGCUAGUGGUGAACUGUCUUACAUACCAAUAGAAAAACUAAUAUCUGUUGAUGAUGUGGCCACUACAAGGAGAAGAAAAAUAUCAUCUUCUACCAAUAACUAAUGUAGUAGUUAUUUUUGUAAUUGUGCUUCUUAUUAUUUCCAUUAUAUUAUAAAUAAUAACAAUUAAUGUAUUCUAAUGUCGCCGUGUCAUUGUGUUGAAUGCCUCUUUUUCUUUGGUUUCAUCAAUUAAUUUGAUUUACCUUUGUUUUGAUGACAAUCACUUUUGAGAUAAAAGUCAAAACAUUGUGAAUCGCAAUUGAAAAAUCAUUUUUAAGGUGUUGUGUAAAUUUUAUUAUUUAUUUUGUUAAUAAUAAUUAAGUACCCUUGUGCAACAGUAUUGUCAACAUUGAUAUUUGAGUAGUGUAAACUAAGGAUGCUAUUGUUAGUACCAACGUCUGACAUUGUAAAAUAGACAUAAAUUCACAGUAUAUAAAAAAGAAAUUCCCUCUGAUAGGUGGGAUUGUGCUAAUGAAGUAGAAGCAUUGCACUUAGUGCUUCAAGCAGAAUGCAUUUUAAAACGUGAAUGUCGACGUUAAAGCAAACGAUAGGGUGCAACUGUAAAAGACUGAAAAUCAUACCUAUAGAUUCCCAAAUAGUAGGCCAUCCAACAUUUCUUCCAAAUUGACAUUUUGAAUUGUUAACUAUUUUUAUCAACCAUUUUUGUCUUGAUUUUUGUUUAUACAGUCAACAAUUUUACCGAAUAUCCAUGAAUGAACUGUUCCAAGUGGUUUUGUUGGAAAGAAAUCAAUGUUCUCGCCGCUCGUUCUUUAUCGUGUUUUCUCUGAUAAAGGUUACCAGUGAGCAAGAACUGCCAACAAAUAAAGAUAUAUUGUAAAACAGUCAUUUUUUUGGAUUUAACAUCAUAACAUUAAUCCAAGUAUCUUUUGUAACUGCAACUAGAAAAUUGUUAUAUAGUAUGUAAUUAUUCUAAAAUAAAAUAUAUUAUUACUAUUACAAUGUUUAUAAUUAAUUUAUUCAAACCAUUUGGUAAUUACAUUCAGUGAAAAAUAUUGCAUAAAUUUCUCUUUAACGAGAAGUACAACUUAAUAAACAAAAGUCAAUAAUAAGAAACCAAAUUAUUAAAUAAUAAAAGAACAAUACAUAAGAUUACAACAAAUAAAUAUAAUUUUCAUUUCAGUGUGGAAAAUGCUUCAUUAAUCGGAUUUUCAUUUAAGACAGUUUAUACUGAUACACAUGUACACUUGAGCAUUUACUCAAAAAA